Otolemur garnettii (small-eared galago) is the source of this 1372-nucleotide messenger RNA. It is a transcript of the gene ZSCAN23, whose product is annotated as zinc finger and SCAN domain containing 23. The record is from RefSeq and is a predicted model, not a curated record. Gene Ontology annotation, molecular function: RNA polymerase II cis-regulatory region sequence-specific DNA binding; DNA-binding transcription factor activity, RNA polymerase II-specific. Bases 184 to 1353 code for a protein of 389 amino acids. The transcript is spliced from 4 exons. Gene Ontology annotation, biological process: regulation of transcription by RNA polymerase II. Lineage: Eukaryota; Metazoa; Chordata; Mammalia; Primates; Galagidae.
UUCCGGCCUUUGUAUAGUUUAUCAUUCUCAGAGCUGCGGUUGCCAAUGUUUAGGAGGUGGUGUAAACUGGGCUAGGUGGUACCUCCUCUCACUUAUUCCUCCAUCUCAAGAAUUCCAGAAGAAAAGAACCAGGAAGAACUAUCAAGGAUAGAUUAUUUUUCUGAAUAGUUAAUUCGGCCUUUAAUGGCCACAACCCUGGCCCUUCAGACUGCAGAUAUGCAGGAGGAACCCCUGACAGUGAAGGUAAAGGAAGAAGAGGAGGACCAUUCCUGUGGGCCAGAAUCAGGCCUGUCAAGAAAUAACUGUUAUACUGCAGAGAUCUUUCGUAGACGCUUCAGGCAGUUCUGCUAUCAGGAGACACCUGGGCCCCGGGAAGCUCUUCGAAGACUCCGAGAGCUCUGCCAUCAGUGGCUGAGACCAGAAGUGCACACUAAGGAGCAGAUCCUGGAGCUUCUGGUGCUAGAGCAGUUCCUCACCAUCUUGCCAGAGGAGCUCCAGGCCUGGAUGAGAGAGCACCACCCUAUGAGUGGAGAGGAGGCCGUGACUGUACUGGAGGAUUUGGAGCAAGAGCUGGAUGAGCCAGGAGAGCAGGUCCUGACCCAUGCUCAUGAGGAGGAAAAGUUUGUAAAGGAGAAGGCAACUCCAGGAGCCAAUCAGGAAUCAUCAGGUGGCCAGUUCCAAACCUUGGAAGAGCAGCUUCCGUGUAAUUUGCAAGAAAUGUGCCCAGUACAGGAGAUUGAUGGCAAGGCUAGGACUUGGAAUGUGGAAUUAGCCCCAAAGAGGGAGAUUUCUAAGGAAAUAAAAUCUCAUGUACAAGUUUCUGGAAAACUGAAUGGUGAUAUUUCUCAGAUGACUGAAUGUGGAGACAUCUGUGACCGUGAAGGCAGAUUGGAAAGGCAACGGGUAAGCUCUUCAGCAGACAGACCCUAUAUCUGUGGUGAAUGUGGAAAAAGCUUCACCCAGAAUUCUAUCCUUAUUGAGCACCAGAGAACACACACGGGUGAGAAGCCCUAUGAGUGUGAUGAGUGUGGGAGAGCCUUCAGCCAGCGGUCAGGCUUAUUCCAGCACCAGAGACUACACACUGGGGAGAAGCGCUACCAGUGCAGUGUCUGUGGCAAAGCCUUUAGCCAGAAUGCUGGGCUUUUCCAUCACCUCCGAAUCCACACUGGGGAAAAACCUUACCAGUGCAAUCAGUGCAAUAAGAGUUUUAGUCGACGUUCUGUCCUCAUAAAGCAUCACAGAAUUCACACUGGAGAGAGACCUUAUGAAUGUGAAGAAUGUGGCAAGAACUUCAUUUACCAUUGCAACCUCAUCCAGCAUAGAAAAGUGCAUCCUGUGGCUGAACUGAGCUAGCAGCUUGGAACAGGUAGGG